Photinus pyralis (common eastern firefly) is the source of this 1447-nucleotide messenger RNA. RefSeq names its product farnesyl pyrophosphate synthase-like. The coding region runs from base 112 to 810 and encodes 232 amino acids. The transcript is spliced from 3 exons. NCBI's taxonomy places the organism in Eukaryota, Metazoa, Arthropoda, Insecta, Coleoptera, Lampyridae. Gene Ontology annotation, biological process: trans, trans-farnesyl diphosphate biosynthetic process. Gene Ontology annotation, molecular function: (2E,6E)-farnesyl diphosphate synthase activity; dimethylallyltranstransferase activity. The record is from RefSeq and is a predicted model, not a curated record. Gene Ontology annotation, cellular component: cytoplasm.
AUCGUCCAUGUAAAACAGCUAAAUGGAUUUUAUUUGAUCAUCGACGAUAUUCAGGACGGUUCACUACAAAGAAGAGGAUCGCCUUGUUGGUACCUACUUGAAGGUAUUGGAAUGAAUGCCAUACUCGAUGGAUUCACGUUACAGAAUUUCAUCUUUCAAGUAUUAAAAAAGUUUUUUUCACAUCACAAGUGCUACGUUCAGGCAAUGGAAGUAUUUCACUUGGCAUCUGUUAUGAGUGUGUUAGGUCAAACGUUGGACACCGAACGCCCUACACAAAAAAAUGGAAUAUGUGAUCUAAACUUCUUUUCUUCGAGUAGAUACAACGCAAUUGCGAAGUAUAAAACUAGCUAUUACACAGUCCUGCUGCCAGUUAUGUUAGCUAUGCAUUUAGCAGACAAAGUUGAUUUAAACGUUAUUAAAUCCGAUUUGGCCGUUUUGAAUGAACUGGGUUUCUUCUUUCAAGUCCAAAACGAUUUCUUGGACUGUUUUGAUGAUUCUUCGAUCACUGGUAAAUUAGGAACGGACAUAGAGGAAGCGAAGUGUACGUGGUUAAUGGUUACAGCGUUAAAACGAGCUAAUGCGUCACAAAGAAAGGUACUGGAAGAAAAUUAUGGAAAAAAGGAUAAGGAUAGUGUAGUAAAAGUUCGGAAAAUGUACGAAGAGUUGAAGAUCCCUGACGCUUAUUACCAAUUAGAAAAUUACAGUUUAAAUUUAUUUAGACGACGUACACAUGAAGCGAUCCUGUCAGAUAUCUUAUUUGAAAAACUUACUAAACUCUUCUGUAAGAAGCUAACUGAUUAUGGAGUAUAACGUUAAUACUCCCUAAAAUGUGUUCGUUCAUUUGUAACAAUUGUUUAUUUAAGAACUAUUUAUUUUUAAAUAACUAGAUUUUUAAACCAUGUUUAAGAAAGUAAUGUUUAUAAAUUAUACAUUUUUAUUUCAAAAAAUACUACAAACUAUGGGAAUAAGGAAAUAACUUAAAAUGUGGAAUUUAUUAGCUACUGUUCGAGAACGAAACGAAUCCAAUGCAAAUCUUAGGACAGCGUCCUUUCUAAGCUAAUCGCAGACCCGAUUGUUCAUUAUCUAGACUUCGUCUAGACGACACCGAUGAAGCUCGCCAGUUUCCUAUCUUGGUAAAAUCCCACACGCUCUAAAUGCGGGCGUUUAUGGCUAAUAAACUGACUCAAGCCUACUAUCUGUACGAGGAUAUUUUAAGAAACAAUAGUUAUUUAUUAUACAAGACGAUAAAUGGAUAUUUUCACCAUUGAGUGAAUUAACUUUCACGAGAUGGUUAGUUUCCCUUUAUCGCCGUGUAUAAUACAAAACUUUAUUUUUACAGAAUAGGACAAAAUUAAGUAGAUAUACAUGCAGUGCGAAUAAUAAAACUUUUAGCAUGACAUAAGUGAAAAUAAAAAAAUUGACAAUUAUUAUUUUAGUUAAUUUUAUA